Naegleria fowleri is the source of this 1038-nucleotide messenger RNA. RefSeq lists its product as uncharacterized. The record is from RefSeq and is a predicted model, not a curated record. NCBI's taxonomy places the organism in Eukaryota, Heterolobosea, Eutetramitea, Acrasida, Naegleriidae. The coding region runs from base 1 to 1038 and encodes 345 amino acids. The transcript has 2 exons.
AUGACAAGCAACCACCACAACGAUCAUUCUGAUUUCAUCUUCAAAGACUUGUCCGAAAUUCCAUCCAAACAAAAGAAGAAGGAAUGGAGUGCAUUGGAUUCAAUAAUGAGAUCUCCCAUUGAACAUGGUGGCCAUAUCACCAAUUGGGAAGAUUUCUCGUUCUUUUUUAAACACCUUUUGAAUGGUGAUGAUGAUGAUAAGGAUGAGGAUAAGGAUUUCAAUCACGCUUUACAAGAUGUUUGCAUGAUGAAGAAGGAAACUCAAAAGUUGGGAUUGAUCUGCUCCGAGCCUCCUCAACCAACCAAAUCCCAAAGAGAACAACUCGCUCAAUUGGUGUUUGAAGAACUCUCAAUGGCAUCCAUGUUCUCGUGUUGUGGACAUUUAUUGAGCAUGUUUGCUCAUGGAAUCACCACUGGAUGUGUCUUGGAUGUGGGUCAUACUCAAACCAGUGUCGUUUCGGUGUAUGAAGGUUUUGCUUUUCCUCACUCGGUGUCGGUCAGUCAUGUGUUGGGAGGAAGAGAAUUGACAGAACACUUGAAGAACAAGUUAAAGGAAAAAUACUCGGACAUGGAAUACUUGAAUGAUGAUGAAACAGUAAGGACGAUUAAGGAAAGUUGUGGUUGUGUAAAGCCAAAGUAUGAUGAGGUGAGAAGUGAAAAAACAACAACCUAUGAGUUGCCAGAUGAGGACAUUCAAGGCAUUGAUGAUUUGAUUCAACAUUGUAUUCAACGAUGUGAUAUUGACUUUCGUUUAACACUCUUUGAGAAUAUUGUACUGAGUGGAGGUUCCACCAUGUUCAAAGGAAUUGAUCAGAAAAUUGUUAAAGAGCUUGAAUACCGAAAUCAUCUCGAAGUUUGGAGUCGCAUUAAGGUUAAGAGCAAUGAGAACUUGGAACGAAAAAACUCAGCAUGGACAGGAGCGUCAAUCAUUGGAUCACUUUCAACCAUGAACAAUCUACUCGUCUCAAAGGAAGAAUAUGAUGAACAGGGCCCAGAUGUUGUUCAUGCAAAAAGUACAUUAUUUUGGGUUAAUGAGUAA